GGUGGCACAAUUGGGUGGGGCCGCAACCACAAUUUUCGGGAACAUACUGCACCGCCAUCAAAAGAAUGAUGGAACAAACUGUUUCGAUGAUGAAUUAUUAUUAGGUACGGAAAACGGGUGUUUCGGCCAGACUUUUAUGUCUUCAUUCGCCAGUAUAGCCGCCCGCCCACACGGGCCACAAAUGAUACACAUCACCACCGCCAAGUCAAACCUGGGCAAAUCACCACCAAGAACAAGUCGUCUCCUGGACAAACCAUGCCCCAACUGUUCAUUUUCCAGUGACGGCGACAAAGUCGCAUCAUAAACCUCACAAAAUGUAAUUGUGAUGAACCCGACCAAUCCCCGAACUCUAUUGGAUUGAUACGCACUCACCGUAGGACAGAGGAAAGGGGGAAGGAAAAGGGAAAAAAAGUGAGCAGCGAGCAUGGUUCAAGACGAGAGAAUAAAUUUAUUGCUUGUCACUUGAAGCGCAUUCCAUGUCUCCACAUGCAAUUGCAACAUAAAAAAAAAGCGACAGAGGCCGGCAAUGGCACAACGGGAUAAAUCAUAGAAUAUAUAAAUAUAAACCAGUAGGCAUAAACCCUUUUCUCCCCCCCCCGGGAUGAAUAUCACCGAGCGACGAGCAGGGAAAGAGGCAGGGCUGCGCAUGAAUCCAUUGAGCCUUGCCAGCGUCUGGUUUGCUGAAAGAUUAUGGCUGCUGAUUGUGAGCUGGCUGGGGAAUAUUAAUAAUAGGAAGGUGGCGAUGGCAUCUGAUUUGGGGAAACGGGGUACACCCAACAUGGAUGGUUUAUGUAGUUUUACCCAGCUGAUCAACGCCGGCUGUGUGCGAUGGAUUCCUGAUACUUUUUUACAAGAUCCGCGUGCGCAGCAAAUUAACGUAAGAAUCGCUUGACUCCUUAUCCUUUUUUGCGCCAGAAUGCGUCUGUCUAUCUAUCCGUCCACCUAUUCAUUGUCAUUUUCCUGUCUAUGUCUUGUUCACUGUGGCUAUGGUUCUGUAGAUAUAAAACCAGCAUUUUACAUUUCCUUUCAGCUACCAACUAGAAGCAACCCCAGAAAAAUCUCCCACGAGAUGGAUGCGACAAUUAUCAAGAAUCCCGUCUUGCUGUCGAAUCAACGACAUGAAACAACAAUUGGCCUGAACUACCUAAAGGCCGAGUUGCGAAUGCGCCAUGCCGCCUCUUUAUGCUUUUCUAGAUACGCUACUAGUUCUUGCGCUGCAUCCACAACACCCAGCUUGACGGGAUGGACGAGCACAGGGACUGUCCCCAUUAUCAUCAUGAAUUAACUCUUAAUAACAACAUGCCAUAUUCCCCUUAAACUUCUGAUGCAACACAUAACAAAUUUGUUGAGGAUCUCGCAGUGCGACAACCCCAGGUGCCUGCCUAGUUACCUUGUAUGAUUGGUUAGGCUCGUUCGUGUGUGUGUCUUGCUGCUUUGGUUUCGCGCGGGCCUGGGCUGGUAAAAUAAUAGUCAGCGGGCCAUGGCUGAUACACUGCCAGACCAAAAGAAUGAAGGGUUUUGCCUGUUCAGGUGGCCCGAGAGCCCAGCUAACUGAAGGAUAAAUAUUUUUGUCCUCUAAUAUCUCCGUUCCGUGGGACGUGUGUGUCGCCCGUCAAUAAUCAUCAAGGCCGAGAGUGGCGGUGGAUUCCCUCCCCUCCCUCCCUCCAUCCCUCCAUCCAUCCAUCCAUCCAUCCAUCCAUCCAUCCAUCCAUAGAGUCAUGAAGAAUGCAAUGAGAAAAGGGAAAAAGAAAAAGUCUCAAUGGAUGGAUCUGUAACUUGUAGCCUGUUUCUUCGCCCCUUUCCCCCAGACCAUCUGAAAUCACAUAUGGAUGCUCAUGAACAUGGCGUGCGACUACUCCUCAAACUAAGCCCACCCCAUAACUUUACAUUUAUAACGUCCAUUUGACUGCUUCGACGUGGCCGCACGGCACCGCACCAGGAAGGUGGAUGGGCAAAAUCCGGCCUUACGAAAAAGACCGGAGAUCCAGUCGAUUUUUCUCCUCUUUCCCACUACCAACCAGAGCCAGAACCUUACCGCAGCCAGCGCUGUCUCGUCUCCGCAUGCAUGGCGACCUUUUUAUGCGCAGGAAUCUUGGACAAACUAAAUAAUAACAAUCAAUAGUAAAAGCAUGAUUCUGAAGGAGGGGGAUUUUUAGUUUUACUUUUCUUGCAGCCGUGGCCUUGGUUAGUUGACAAUUGGAUUUUCUAAGGGCCCUCUUUGGGCAAAAAAAACUUCCCAAGGCUAUCCCCUAUAUCGCGUGGGAAUUGGCAGUUUGAAAACGAAUAAAUGCAUAAAUGAGACCCAUAGGCAGUAUCGCAUUAUUAUGAUAUAUCUAAUAAUUUACCUAUUUUCAUUCUUCGAACUACAAAUUGUUGUAUAUCAAGCGGGAGGAGUCUGUACAUAGAACCGCAGAGCGCACAGAGACACGAGCUGUCGCAUUCAUCUGGGCGGAUGCAUUAGUUGACGAAACCUACACAGCCGUCGCAUUCUUGUAAAUUAACAUCCGUCAGGACGAAAUAGCGGGUAGGGAUACUGCUGGAUUUAAUGCGACGUUGCGAUAUGGGAAGACAGCUGGGGGAUGAAACGAUGAUCAUGACCACAAGGUAGCGAGCGGUAGCGAGCGAUAGCACAUGGGAACAGGAGAGCGCCAAACACAUAUUACUAUAGAGAGUUGAAGAAUAGAUUAUAUAUAAUCAUUAAAUGUGCUUGCUUGCAGGUCAUACCUCUGCAGCACAUGGUAUAUUUUAUGGAGAUCGGCUUGGUUGACUUUGGUUGACCUGACUUUGACUGGGCCGUGUGUUGUGUGAAACGUCUCCGGUUCGCAAGUUCGCUCCCACCUCACCUCAACCUCUCAACCUCUGCCUCUUCUGCCUCCUCUUCUUUUUCAUCCUCCGUUGUCAACCCUAAACACUCGACAACUCCCUCAGAUGGCUUGCAUCUGCUCCAUUUGACGGGCUGCUAUCCCAUCUCACAUGCUAUAUUGACUGCAUCCGCCGACGAGGCCCUUCAUCCACUGCGAAUCUCCAUCAUCGCCAGCAUUAUUUUGGAAUCAUACUUAGUAUACUUCUGCGACCCUGUCCAAGCUAUUUUGCUUCAGUAUAGGAAAUCUCUCAUUAUCCUCGCCUGUUUUCUUUUCCCUUUGACUUUUUUUCUCCCUCUCCAGCCCUGCUGUACCUUGGGUUGCGCAGGAAUACACCCUGCUCUUCCUUGCAACAAUAAAACUUCGCCCAUUUGGGUGUCAAAACCUCGCAUAACUUCGAUCAAUUCGAUUUGGAUGGUUGUGAUGAGAUAGAUGGAACUCAGGAGUCUCCUCACGGACCAGCCGUCGCAUGCAAGUUCUGCCAACGGGCCCUUGUCCACCCCACAAUCUCGACCCUUAGAGAAAGCCCAACACUACGUUACAACGAUGACAUCUGCACCUCCCCAGAACCAAGUGACACAUAAGGAUGGUUAUUCCACUCCUUCUGACGCUCCUGCUGCCAUUGAUGGCUAUGGUAGUGGCCCUGUUUCGCAGCAGCCAUCCCCUUGUAGUCCAUCUCCCAAGCACGUUGCCUUCGAGCUUCUCCUAGACGAAAACUCGAAGGUUAGGGCGCGUAUCCCCAUGCGAGUGCAAAUAUUCCCUCAUGAUACUACUGAUUCGAUCGUUACCACUGUCAAAAAUUUCUAUGGCAUCUAUGAAGGUGCAGCAAGCGGUGUGAGCUUCGAGGAUGAGAAUGGCAACACACUCAUCGCAAGAUACGAGAAUUUGAGAAAUAAUAUGACCGUCUAUGUGAGAGUCAUCCCUUGCCAUAGCUACCCCGAUAAUUAUGCACAAGCGGGCUACUAUAGUCCCGUUGAUGGCUAUCAACGCCCCAGCCUCGGGGAGCCAUUCCAGCAUCAGCCACAACACCCUGCGCAGGCCCUUGACUAUGGGCAGCCGCCUUCCCGACCACAGUCGAGAGUUGCAAGGAAGAGAAGCAAUUCUCCCGCUGGUCGAAGCCAUCGCAGUGUCUCUGCCCAAAAGGUUCCAUCUCGUUCUGGAAUUAAGAGCCGUGGGUCCAGCACCCACGGCAGCUUUCAGGACGACACUGUGGGGCCUUACAGCGACAAUGAUGACGACCAUGGAUCAAUGACAGGAUCGAAGAAGGCUAGAAGUGAGCAGUUUGCUAGCUCUGAAAUCAGUAUGGAUAAUAUACUGCAGGAUGGUAGAAGGAAACGACCCAAGUUUGAGAGCUCGGAACUGCCUCUGUUCGUACCGCCUCAAGUUCCCCUCACUACAUCAACAUCGUCGAUAUCUCCUCAACGACGUUCCACCGUGCAAGAAGGGCCCUCCCCCUUUGCAAGACCUGCCCAGCGUCCUUCCGUAGGACAACAACCUGUUCCAUCCCCCCAAGGGUAUGGGCGUCAUGAUGCAAUGUACGGAUUAAAUACACCUUUGAAUAACAUGUAUGGUACAUCGGCUCACCAUGGCCAUCGACUACGCGAUCGGACAAACGCACAAUCUAUUGGCGGUUUCGGAAACUCUGCCCGUCGUUCCAACAGCAAUGGCAUACUGCCGACCCCAGACCCGACAAUUGCGAGCUGCAUCUCCGACGAAGAUGUUGCAAUGCAGCUAAUUCGACUUGGUGACGUUUCGAAUUUCUCUCACGGGCGCACCUCUGCCUCGACCCUUGAUGACGCAUUUAGUGGCGCUGCUGAUGCUUCCUCGUCGACUGGCGCCACUACGGAUGGCUCAGAGGCCAGCGAGGAUGACGAUGAUCUUCCACCGCGCUCACGACGAAAGUUGGAAUCCAGCCCACUGCUCCCACCAGGUGUUCUCAAAAAGCAUCACAAGAACCUGGAUGAAAUCCUUCCUAGCUGCGACACCAGCGACCCAAGUAGUGAUGACUUUGAUGCGAGAUAUCAACAUGAGAAGGCUCAAGCACCUGUCAAGAAUGAACACGAUGACGAUACUGCCUACGAGGAUGCACCCAAAGCAAAGCGUCCGAAGGUCAAAACUUCGAACGCGGCGGCUCCCAAAGCCUCAGUCGCUAGGACAGGUGCAUCGGCCAAAACCGGUAAGGCCAACAAAAACCGCCCUGCUGCUACUUCCCGUAAAAGCAAGGCCCCUGCGAACAACAACAACAACCCGGGGUUUGCAGUUCCAUCAGCCCUCCCUCCUAUGACUACCCCUGCUACGUCACGCAAAGUAUCAUCAUCCGCAGUGAACUUCCAGCAUCAACUUGGUGCGGAUGAGGAAGACCUGUCCACCAAGCCUCGCUGCCAGCGCUGCCGCAAAAGCAAGAAGGGUUGCGAUCGCCAACGACCAUGCCAGCGGUGCAAAGAUGCAGGCAUUGGGAUUGAAGGUUGUAUUAGCGAGGAUGAGGGCAAUGGCCGCAAGGGCAGAUAUGGCCGCCACAUGGGAGUCCCAGUAAAAAAGAAUGAUGCUCCCCCCACCAGUGCUGGCGUCGUUUCCGCCCUCGGAAACAAUGUGCCCUAUCAUCAUGGAGCUGACGAGCGCUAUCAUCAUAUGGCCGCACCGUCCCUGGCACUUGCCUCGGCCCCCUCUAGCGUCGCUGAUAAAAACAAGAAGAGAAAGCGAUAGUGGUCACACAAAUCACAUCCUUCUAACGAACGGUGACUAUAUAUGAGAUAUUGCGUGGUGUUCAGUGGAGUGGCACUCUCACUGAUGCUGAGAGCCACAGUUCCCUCCCAGUGCUCUCUCUCCGAUGCGAUUGUUUAGUCGAGUGAAUUCUGUCUUUGCUUUCCCAUCCAAGUUCGCUAUGAGACAUAACUCAACGUCGCCUUACUGGCUUACAAAUUCCUUUUGGAAGACAGUGUGUUUGUUUCAUGCGUUGGUUUUAUUUUUGUCUCCUGACGCCAUUGUAUUCGCUCUUCCUACUCCCACGUGUCACGACAAACUCUCCGUAGAGAAGCUGAAGGUUAACGGCCUUUGAAUUUUCUCACAAAUUCCCUCCGUCUUUUCGUCGCUUCGUUACCAUCAAUGCUAUCAUCGCCUUUGUCACUCGUUUCUACAUGCUUUGCUUCUGCGCCUUUGAAAAGCCUCACCCAAGCUUCCUAUCCGGAUAGCCCGAUCCACCUAGAUUAAAAGCCCCAACGCUAUAACUAUCCUUUACCUACCCAACUUACUUUCCUUCAUUACCUUUUCGUCUUCCCAGCGAAAUUAUAUCUAGUUUACUUUUCUUAUCUUAGCGAGCGACUAGUUUCCUUUGGCUGAAUACGGGGAGGGAUUUGACACUUUGUUGUUGCGAUGUGUUUGUCGUACUUAUAUUGUCUUUCCAACGGCUAUAUUGUUGUAUUUGCUCCAGUUUUAAUAUGUUCGAGUUUAUGUUUUGCUUUGUUUCCGAUUGCCGAUUGCUUUAGUAUUUGAUUUUUUCCCCUCUCUUUAUUUACACACUCUUUCAUUGCAUUAAUGUACGAAAGCCGUGUGGUGGAACAUUCAUUGCAGGGCAGGUUAACGGCAGCAUGUUCGCCGCUCCAUGGGCCGACACUGCCCUUGACCUGUGGGAUAUAUUGACUGAGUGUCUAAAGAAGAGCACAACACUGCGGGAAACGGUGGAGAUGCGCCAGAUUGCAACGGACAAAUGAUUUUUUGAAAGGGGGGACAGAUAUUUUCUCAUAAAACGAGAAAAAAGAGGGAGAAGAAGGAACCCAAAUUGUUUCCCUUCAAACAUCUAUCGGAGAAUCGUAUCAUUCUGUUCCAUUUCUUCUGUUUCUUGCGCAGCUAUUCUUCUGCGGUACUCCCUGGGCUCAUUAUAUACAUACUUUUCUCUCCCCUCACCCUAUCACUACCGCUUGCCCACCCUGCUUGUUAUCAUUCCUAUAUUACCACUAUUGUUUGAUAUUAAAAUCAAUUGCACCAAGUACAUGUUAUUUAUUUAUUUAUUUUCCUGCACUUUUUCUUUAUCAACUCUAGCCUUUUAUUAUAAUAUCGCCCCCCUGCUAUGUAUGUACUUGCCUCCAAAAAAAAAAAAAAAAAAAAAAAAAAA
Molecule: messenger RNA, 6969 nt
Organism: Blastomyces gilchristii SLH14081
Lineage: Eukaryota; Fungi; Ascomycota; Eurotiomycetes; Onygenales; Ajellomycetaceae
Product: C6 finger domain-containing protein
Exons: 5
Coding region: 3294-5564 (756 amino acids)
Biological process (GO): regulation of DNA-templated transcription
Molecular function (GO): zinc ion binding; DNA-binding transcription factor activity, RNA polymerase II-specific
Source: RefSeq, a predicted model, not a curated record